This is a messenger RNA of Esox lucius (northern pike), 2068 nucleotides long. Its product is annotated as complexin-3. Gene Ontology annotation, molecular function: syntaxin binding. The coding region runs from base 445 to 957 and encodes 170 amino acids. The transcript has 3 exons. The record is from RefSeq and is a predicted model, not a curated record. Gene Ontology annotation, biological process: neurotransmitter transport. Lineage: Eukaryota; Metazoa; Chordata; Actinopteri; Esociformes; Esocidae.
UGGAAGCUGUUGUCUGCACAGUGCAAGAAGAGCGGAGGAACGCAGGGAAGGAGAGCAACAAUGACUUAGUUUCCGGGGUUGCACUUCUUGUUGCCUUCAGUUGACUGGAUUCGUGGAACUGGAAUAUUGUUGGUUUUAUGUCGUCUUUCUGAAACACUGAGAAUGUUAUGAGAGUUCAAGGCUUCAGUCUAUUGUAGAUGUCUCGGUACGGAACUGGACUGGCUUGAUGCGUGUGUUCCUGGCUGCUGUCUAUGUGGGAGGUUGGACUGUCUCUGUCCUUGUCCUUGCAGGGACUCAGGCCAUGAGUCAUUGUCUGUGACUACGCUGGCUGUCUUUAAAUCAGGGAGUGUCCCAGCCAGCCGACAUCCAGGAGGAACACGUGGGAGACCCCUACACACACAAUACAGUUCUGGACUUCCUCACAUAUCGCACACACCCUGAGGCAUGGAUACAGUGGUGAAGAAGACUCUGGCGUUGCCCAUUAAGACGCUGUCCAGCUGUGUGACUGGGGUGAAAGAGGAAGAGGUGUGGGUCGUACACCGAGCAAAGAGGGGUGCAGGGGGAGUAAGGAGCCCACCGUCAGGGACGGGGCACUCCAAAGGCCCUCCUGUCAUACGUUCAUACCAAGCUGACCUUGAGAAAGAAAGGAAGUUGAGGGAAGCCCUGAAGGCUCAGAAAAAUGCAGAGAGAUCUGCCAUGAGAACUCACUUCCGGAAGAAGUAUCAGCUGUCCAUGAGCUCCAAGGACACCAUCCACCUGAGUACGGUUGGGGGGAAAGUGGCGCUCCCACGUGAGUUGACUGAAAUGAUUCAUCCAGAGACCCCGGCCAAGGACGAUGGCCACAUCCUGCUGAACGCCUUCCAAGGCCUGAGCUUCAACAAAGGGCUGCUUAGACACACUCAGAGCAAGUCAUCUAUUCCAGGGUCAGCCAAUGGAGAGCCCUGCAAAAUCAUGUGAUCAAUGAGGACAUGCCACGCGGAAUGAACACGCAACAGGCUAAAAACAUUUAACGUGCUGGUAUGAUGUAAAAACAACAUGACAUUUUAACCCCACGUCAACAGCAUCAAGGACUACUGCUCCCUCAGACAACUAUGUGGCCCUUCUUUUCCUCCUCUCUUUGUAUGUUUUUCCUCAGUCUUUGUCCAGUGGUGUUCUUGUGUCUCACCGUUUGACCGUUAUUUCUGUGAACUGUACAGUAGCUGCUGCACUGUCUGUCACAGUUACACCUCUAUCUUGAUACAUCUCAUCUCAUACCCUCUCUUCGUUUUAUCCCUCUCACCUGUAUCUGCCUCUCUCUGUCUGUCUUUCUGUUUGUUUGAUUGUGUCCACUUCGGAUUCUAUCUCUGUUUUUGUCUGUCAUUGUCUCCCUCUGUUUCUGUCACUUUUUCUGUCUCCGGUCUGUGAAGAUAACUUAGGAGAAUUUACAUCUUAAGUGACAUCAUCACUUAUGUCCCUCGCCAUUGGAUAACACAGUCACUGUUACUAUUUGCAUAGAACUGGAAUACUUGACAACUCACUAACUUACUUGAUGAAACUGGGUUGGACCUGUUUUAGAACAUUCAACCCAGUAUUAGGUCAUGUUAACAUCAGCUUAUAAUGCCUUGUUCCCAAUUUAUUCCCCAGAGAUUCUGGAUAUAAUCAUAACCAAAAUGAAUAUAUCGUCUCCAACAAUGGGAAUCAUUGUAUGCAGAGCAAAAUGGCUUAAAAUUGCCUCUGGGCUGUCAAGCUCCUUCGUACUGUGCUCUGGAAUUAUGGAUACAGUUCUUUAACCCUUUUAAAAAUUUAAUGUGUUCGUUAAGUGGCAAAGCUGAUACAAAGUAUAUAUUCUCAAAGUCGCCGUGAUGUCACUUCCAUUAAACAUUGGUAGUCUUGUGAAAAACUAUGCAGUGAUCAUCCUCUCAGCACUUCAUCCUCCCUUGUUACAUUUUUGUAAACAUUUGUUCUAAUUGGUCACGUUUAUAAGCCAAAUUAUUUUCUUUUUUUGUAAUUAUCUUAUUGUCAACAUACUGGAGAGAAGUUGCAGCAACCUGACUGAUGUACGAACCUCUUAAUAAACAGUUUAAGUCAA